Molecule: messenger RNA, 1650 nt
Organism: Colletotrichum spaethianum
Lineage: Eukaryota; Fungi; Ascomycota; Sordariomycetes; Glomerellales; Glomerellaceae
Product: developmental and secondary metabolism regulator veA
Exons: 2
Coding region: 1-1650 (549 amino acids)
Molecular function (GO): oxidoreductase activity, acting on paired donors, with incorporation or reduction of molecular oxygen
Source: RefSeq, a predicted model, not a curated record
AUGACGCCCAUAGUCGAACACCGUCCCCCGGUGGACACGAUUGGAGAGUCGGAGACCUUCACUGACAGGCCGACGAGAAACGGCUCGAGAAUGUUCUAUGAGCUCAAGGUUCUGCAGCAACCUGAGCGUGCGCGUGCUUGUGGUUCUGGCCAAAAGUCUGCCGCUGACCGUCGCCCUGUCGACCCCCCUCCCGUCGUGCAGCUGCACGUUUACGAGGGCCCUACCAGAGAGGAAGCCCGAGAUGUCACCUUCAACUACAGGGCCAACUUCUUCCUGUACGCCGAGCUCUGUCCUGCUCGUCCCAUGGCUCAUGGACGCGUCAACACUCCCGCCGCCACCUCGGCUCCCGUUUUGACAGGCAUGCCCGUCUCUGGAAUGGCCUACCUCGACCGACCUACCGAGGCUGGCUAUUUCUUGUUCCCCGACCUGUCGGUUCGCCAUGAGGGACGUUACGUUCUGGCCUUCCAUCUCUACGAGGACAUUAAGCAGGAGGAGGACCGCGACCCUGAUGGCGAUGCGGCCGAUGAGGCUCUCAACCCCGCUUUUAUGUACAGGUUGGCCGUCAAGUCGGUUCCUUUCAACGUCUUCAGCGCCAAGAAGUUCCCGGGUCUCACGGAGAGCACAAACCUCAGCAAGACCAUCUCUGAGCAGGGUUGCCGUGUGAGAAUCCGCCGCGACGUUCGCAUGAGGAGACGGGACGGCAAGCCGGCUGGAAACGAGUUCGAGAGCAACCCCGAAAAUGAGUACAGGAACAGCAGGAGGACACAGACGCCCGAGAUCCGCAGCAACGCCGAUCAGUUCCGAGCCCGAUCGUCCAGCAACAGCAGCGAACACCGCGCUGCGUACCCGCCUGCCCCCGAGCGGAGGCCUUCCGCAGUAGAGUCGUUCCAGGCGCCACCGCCGCCGCCGCCGCCGCCCAUGGCGUACGGUCCGGCACCGUCCACCAACGUUCAUCUGCGAUUUGGAUCCGAUGCUUCCAGCGCGCCCUACCCUCCCCACCAGUACGCGCAGCCUUCAGCGCAGCCGCCUCCCAUUUCGCCCACGACGGCUUCCUACCAGUCGAGCCAGCCGUCACCGUACCACCCAACCUCCACCUAUAGCUACGCUAGCCGGCCGAGCUCUCAAUAUGCCGCGAGCAACCCGCCGCCGACGCCCCGCGAUGUGUACGACAGACGCCCUUCUGCCAUGGCGGUGCCGCCCUCUCCCUCCAUCUACGGCUCUGCUCCCGCCCCCAAGGACAUUGACAUGGCCCGACGUGAGUCCGAUUAUAGGAGAGACUCUUUGCCCCCAAGGCAGUUGGCUCCCGUGUCGGAUGCUCCUCCGCAAAUGGGCACCAAGCUGCCGCCCAUGCUUCCCUCUAUCGAGAGGCUCACUGCAGUUCCUUCUCACUUGACCUCCCGCACCGACUACAUUGAAGCGGCCCCCCCUUCGGUGUACAACCAGCCUCCCGAGACCGCUCGUGCAGGCGCCAAGCGCGUCUACGGGGAGACGUUCGCUGAAGACACUCGUCCUCUGUUCGACAGACAACGCCAACAAGAUGCUCACCACGGCGCCCUCUACACCACCCGCUACUCGACAGCUGACUCCAUGGAGUACAAGCGUGCUGACGGCUCUUGCAAGCUUCGGCAAAACAACUCGUAUUUGCCCUGA